UUUGACGACGUCAGAACCGAUCCAUCUCGUUCCCCCUCGCCCUCCUUCGAUCAGCCUGCCCCGCACAAGAAGCGCUCCAAAACCAAAUCAGUCUCGCGAAAAGCGCGUGGUGUCAUCGGUAAAGUGCGAGCACUCCAGCGCAUCGCUGCCGCCAAGAUGGCGUAUCCGUCCAUCAAGAUCGACACCAGCGUCUCGACUAAGCGCGGACUGCCCGAGAACGACGAUGCGGGCUUGGAUGUACUUGGUGCGGAUCAGGACAACCCUAAACUGGAGGCUGGAAACACGGAAGAUGUCCCGCCGUUCCUGUGCCAAACUGUCUCGGAGAUCCAUGACAAGUUCGAGGAUUUGGAAUGGUUGCAGCGCAUACGUCUGGCCGAAGGUCUGGCGGCCAAUAAUGAUCCUUCGCAUCAGUGGGCCUUAGAGACAGAUCCAAAGGUUAAAGAGCGAAAUCGGUAUUGUAACGUCCAGGCCUGGGCAAAUUGCCGAAUUCAUCUGCGCGUCGCCGAUGGCGAGUGUGAUUUCAUCAAUGCGUCUCCAAUCAUUCUCGAGGACUCGGUCACACGGGAAAGAAGAAAAUACAUAGCGACCCAGGGACCCAAACUUGGACAUCUCGCGGACUUUUGGCACAUGGUCUUUCAUGAGAGCCAGGAAGUCGGUGUUAUCGUAAUGCUUACCCAAACUUUCGAAGCUGGCCGGGAAAAGUGCGCUCAAUACUUCCCAUUGGACACGGAGCAGGCCUCGAUGGUACUGUCGACGGAUGAAUCGGACGUCUUCUUUGAUGAGAAUGAGCAAACAGAGCCUGGUGUUUUGGGCCGGGUUACCUUGCUGGAGUCGACAUUCGAUGCUAGAUCCCGUUCUGAAAUCCGCAAACUCGAGGUGGCCAUCGGUUCGGAGUCAAAGAUCGUCUGGCAUUUCCUUUUCGCUGGGUGGGCCGAUUACUCCAAGCCCGAGGGGAGUGAUCGCCAAGCCCUCCUCGAUUUGAUCAAGCUGUCAGCCUCCAAAUGCAACUCGGAUAAUCCGCGAAUUGUGCAUUGCAGCGCAGGCGUUGGUCGGACAGGAACUUUCAUUGCGCUUGACCAUUUGUUAUGCGAGCUUCAGUCAGGCCAGUUGUUGGACGUGGACGACCCGAUGGUGGAUCCCGUUUACGAGACUGUCAACCAGAUGCGUGAGCAACGCAUGAUGAUGGUCUACAACGAGAUGCAAAUGCAAUUCAUCUACGAAGUGCUCCGAGAACAAACUGAUCGGAAGCUGGGCAAGGUUCCAGAGUGGAACAUGGGCUCACCUAAUGGCAGUGAGGAACGUUCUGCUAAAGUCGCCAAGCUGAAUGAUCGAAGCCAUUACUUGCCAAGCUCCAAGCCGGAGUUGGAAGCUGUCCCAGAUCGUGUCCAUACCCCGACCAGAAGUCGGUCCGGUACGCCGGAUGUUUCUGAUAAUGAAUGA
Penicillium paradoxum is the source of this 1440-nucleotide messenger RNA. It is a transcript of the gene ptpB, whose product is annotated as tyrosine protein phosphatase PTP1. Gene Ontology annotation, biological process: protein dephosphorylation. The annotation marks the transcript as partial. Gene Ontology annotation, molecular function: protein tyrosine phosphatase activity. NCBI's taxonomy places the organism in Eukaryota, Fungi, Ascomycota, Eurotiomycetes, Eurotiales, Aspergillaceae. The transcript has 3 exons. The record is from RefSeq and is a predicted model, not a curated record.